Molecule: messenger RNA, 1422 nt
Organism: Eruca vesicaria subsp. sativa (arugula)
Lineage: Eukaryota; Viridiplantae; Streptophyta; Magnoliopsida; Brassicales; Brassicaceae
Source: the annotation of a GenBank genome assembly
CCUCUUUAUCUUCAUCAGCUGGAUCACUUGGCGCAGCUGCUUCCAUCAGAUCCAGAGUUCUGUCUGUGGGGAAUGCAAGCUGAAAACAUGGAAGUACAAAUGUCCAGGAUGUUCAAUCCGAUCGUGUGGCCUUCCUUGUGUGAAAGCUCACAAGCAUCGAACAGGUUGUAACGGCAAGAGGAAGCUCACGGACUUCAUUACCCUCUCCCAGUUCGACGAUAAUCUCAUUCUCUCUGACUACAGAAUGCUGGAGGAGACAAAGAGAGUAACUGAGUCUUCUCAGAGAAUGAUAAUUCAGAUUUGUAAAAAUCCCUACUUUAAGGAAACUCAGCGUAGUAAACUCCGAGCUGCUGCUGCAAAGGGAGGAACUGAUCUAAUGUUUCUUGCUAGUGGAAUGUUGAACCGGGAGAGGAAUCAGAGUCGUUAUGAUAACCGGAGUAAGUGCAUCUCUUGGACAAUUGAGUGGCGGUUUCACUCCACAGAUGUGGCUCUUUUUGACCAUGGAGUUGGUGAAGAUACAAGUCUUUGCUCUGUGAUAGAGAAUCAUCUUAAGCCAGGUCCUUGGAUUCAUAAGCUCAAGCCUUUUUGUGAUGUGAAUCUUUAUGAUUCCCUCAAACUUUUUAUUAGCAAAUACCCAAAGUUGCAGUGUGCAAAGGCUCCUUUCAAGGAGCUGGACAUCAAGGCUCCUUUGAGGCAUCAGCUUGCCAAUGUAGCUAUCGUUGAGUACCCUGUGAUCCAUGUGUAUCUACCUUCACAGAGCUAUGGCUUUGAAGUUAGCAGAGGCUUCGACUAUUUAAACACCACACCUGAUCCUAUUGGUUUAAUAACCUCACGAGAAGAGGAAAUAAAAGAAGAGGACAUCAACUCCUUUGAGCCUGAGGUUAUUGAUUGUAUCACACAAGUCUCAGAGGACAGCAAAGUUGAGAGAGGGGAUACCAAAAGUUCAGAUACUCAGGUUGAUCCAACAAAACAACGGGAUGGAUGCUGCUGAGAAGAACAUGGAGCUUGAGUUUGAGCAAGGAUUAAUAGACAUAUACUCUGAUAUUUUUGUGGAGAUUGAUCCAGGUGAUUAUUUUAACUUUGAAUGUGAGUUUGCAAAUGGAUUUGAUUCGGAUGAUGAGUACUGCAAUCUCCAAAAUCUAGCUACUGAUUUGGACACCAAUGGACUAGAAGAAGGGAAAAUAGUAGAAUGAUGGAUCAGCAUAACAUUUUUUGGACAGCAAGGAUUAUGUUCAUGCCUAAGGUCCCUUGUCAAGCACAUUGGCUAUUGUUUGGUAUCAUACAAAGCUUUUAGUGAAUGAGAUUGGCAUAUCCAGUUGACUGCAGAACCAAGUAGUUGCAACGUUUUAUGUUUGUGCUUUGAUCAGCAACAAUGUAUGUGGUGUGUUAGCAUCUUGAUUAAUAUUACAUACUCCGAAGUUU